AAAAUUUAAAGCAAAGAUGAACAUAACUCUAUAUAUGACGAUAGGGGUUAUACUUGGGAUACUUGACUGGCUUACAGACAUAAUCUACUUCGUAGCUACAGAUUUCUCAUCAGACGCACUCCAGAUGGCAUGCAUAUGAUUCAUAGUCUUCCAGCCUUUAUUUUAUGGUUUUCUUUUUGCAACAUAUGGGUUGUCUCAUCCAAAUUCAGAUAAGGAUUGGAAGGUAAAAGCCAAGUAUAUAUACCUGAGUCCUCUCUUCUCCCUUUUGAUGUACAUAAAAAUCCUCCCAGGCUAUAAGAAGAUUUUCAAUUGGUUCAGAAUCAAGUGCAAAAUCAAUGUGGAAGACAACAAUAUGGCUUUAUUCACAAUUGAAAACUACUAUCGAGUCCAAAUAUUUACAGAAUUAUUCCUACAAGCAAUUCCCAUGAUGAUUGUCCAAGUCACACAGAAUAAUAACGAUGAGUGGAAGAUAGUGGGAUUUGUGUCAUUCCUGAUCGCAUUAUGCAUUUUAGUCAAGAAUGGAUACCAAGUUAUUGCCUUCAUUAGCCACCGAGUGUUCGACAAUGUUGAAAGUACACUAAGGCCCAGCGAAGAAGAGCAAAGAAAUAGAAGAGAUAGAAAUGAGUAUUUUAAUCUUAAAAGUUAUCUUAAUGAACCUGACGAUCAUAUGCUAGACGAUGAAGGAAAUACAACCUUACACCAGGCAACUAGGUUGGAAGAAUUAGAGGUAUUGGAAAAUCAAGCUACAAUGUAUCCUCAUAUGCUGUUCAUUCUCAAUCAGAUGGGGAUGACUCCUCUUGAUACAGCUAUUUUUGAAGGCAAAAAUGAUAGAGCUGAUUUGCUUUUGAAGAAAUCAAAAUAAGUUCCAUAAUAUGUCUAGUAUCAGGUUUAUAACAAAGCCUCAUAGACUUGAUUUAAAAUAUGAGAAAUCUUUUACUCUGGCUAUUCAAAAGAACAAUAAUGAUUUACUAUUUAAAUUCCCGAAUAAAUCAGUAAAAACAAUGUACGUUCCCAUCUCGCCAAUGAGGUCUUAUGAGCAAUACAGAUUUUUAAAAUCAUUAAAUAAAGAUAUCUUUAUGACACCAAUCCAUCUUGCAUGCAGACUCAGCAAUGAUGAAGCUAUUAGAGUUUUAAUAGAAAAGCAUCAAUAUGAUAUGAACAUCCUCCUUGAUGAGAAAUCUCCAAUUUUUGAGUUAAUUAGCACAAGCACUUACCAAGACCUCGUCAUCCUCAGCUAUGCAAUGAAAACCUGCAAACCUGAUAUCAACGCUGGCAACAAACUUCCCCUCAACCAAGCUAUCGAGCGAGGCAACAAACUCAUCACAAAAGUGCUUCUCGAACACGGCAGACCUAACUUCUUCAAGAAAGAUGUUGACGGCUUCGCUCCAAUACAUGUGGCCGGUAUCAAGCGAGACUACGAAAUGUUCCAGAUGCUUGUCAAGAAGGGCGCCGACCCUUCGAUUCCAGAUGGUAACGGCAACACCAUUCUCCACCACUUGUGCGAAGCUGCUGUCAAAGACUCUGAGUUCCAGUUCAUCAAAGAUCUGGUCGAAGUGCACGACCUCAGACUCACCAGGAACAACGAACACAUGACACCUUACGACUUGAUCAGAGCGUACCCGAAGAAAGACAUGCCCUUCAGGAACUCUCCGAACCUCAGGAAAGACGUCUGGGAGUACUUCGAAGAACAGAUCGAGCAGGUCCCUGACAUCAUUGAUGCUGAGAACUAUGCUGACAUUCACCUCGCCAUCAUCAGAGGCGAGAUCAGUGAAGUGACCAAGCUGCUUGACGAAGACGACGAGAACAUCAACCUCAGAGACAUGGAAGGCAAAACUCCAUACAUGCUUUCGAUCGAACACGAGCGAGUCGAGAUUGCAGACUUGCUGUUUAAGAAAGGAGCCCUGGUUGCUCUGACAGAGUCAAAGCAAGGCAACACUGCAUUGCACAUUGCAGCCAAGAUGGGCAACUUCCAUGCUGCCAAGAACAUCAUGGAGGCUGAGCCCCAGCUCGCUCUGAGCACCAACUUCGAGUCCCAGAGUCCGUUCCAUGUGGCCGUUGAGUCGAGAAGCAUGGAAGUGCUCCAGGAAAUGGAGAAGUACAAAAUUGACAGUCUCCAGAUCAAGAACACUGAUGGCGAGAACCCACUCUUCGUUGCAUGCAAAGUCGGUGACAAAGACAUCUUCGAGUGGUUCGGAGGCAAAAUUGACUUCUUCAAAGCCAGAGGCGACCGCAACUACAAAGGCCAGACAAUCGAGCACUAUGUCUGUUUGCUCACGAAGCAUGACAUUGUGCACCACAUCAAGCCGCUGCCUGACACAAAAGACUACUACGGAAACCUACCGAUAUUCUACUCGAUACAGAACAACGACGCCUUGAUGAUUGGGAAGUACUUCAAGAAGGGGAAGCAGUACUUCCACAUCAAGAACUUCAAGAACCAGAGUUUGUUCCACGUGGCUGGCAAGUACAAUGCAUAUGAGGCUUUGAUCAGCAUUGUUAAGAACCACAUAUUCUUUGAGGAGUUGCUGAAGAGAGACAUUAAAGGAGACACUCCUCUACAUUCUGCUGCUAAGAGAGGAUCAGCUGAAGUACUAGAAUUUUACUUAAAGAAUUGCAGCAACAAAUUCCUUGAAAUAGAAAAUAAUUUUGGUCAUACUCCGCUUGAAGCAGUAAAAGAUAAAAUCAAAUUUAUUGAAAGUGAGGAAGAGAAAGAAGAUGAGAUAAAAAAAUCAGAAACUUAUGAUCUUAAACGUUGAGAAGAGAUUCUAGAGAAAUACGAACAAAACAUAGAAGCUGACUGGAACUACGAUAUUGGGUAUAGAGAAUUCCUAUCCAAAUGCGACCCAGAUCUCAAGUUAUUCAUGAAUCUGCUCUAA
Molecule: messenger RNA, 2873 nt
Organism: Moneuplotes crassus
Lineage: Eukaryota; Ciliophora; Spirotrichea; Euplotida; Euplotidae
Source: the annotation of a GenBank genome assembly